Messenger RNA from Penicillium griseofulvum, 642 nucleotides. RefSeq lists its product as uncharacterized. Lineage: Eukaryota; Fungi; Ascomycota; Eurotiomycetes; Eurotiales; Aspergillaceae. The transcript is spliced from 3 exons. The coding region runs from base 1 to 642 and encodes 213 amino acids. Gene Ontology annotation, molecular function: cysteine dioxygenase activity; ferrous iron binding. The record is from RefSeq and is a predicted model, not a curated record. Gene Ontology annotation, biological process: L-cysteine catabolic process.
AUGCCCGCUGUGCUUCCCUUAGUCCCGCUUGGCACCAGCCUAUCACUAGGCAACAAGCACUACAAACCCCAGUACAGCCUAGAUGAUCUCGUACAAGACAUCAAGCGCUAUCUAGGCGAGAGCGGCGGUAUUUCCUCAGCAGACGUGGAUAACGAAUACCUGAUCUCGCUGGCGCAGAAGUAUAUCUCUGAUCCGAACGACUGGGCCCGCUUUUAUUACAACGACACCAGCAAGAACUACACCCGCAAUGCUAUUGAAAACAUUAACCAAAAAGCGAAUAUUCUCCUCCUCGUAUGGAACCCCGGGAAAGGCUCUCCCAUCCACGACCACGCCAAUGCACACUGCAUCAUGAAGGUCCUUGCCGGCACGCUCCAAGAGACUGUCUACAACGUCCCCGAUCAGGGUGAUCUUGGUGGUCCGUUGGAAAUCAAGUCUGAUACGAGACAUUCCAUGAAUGAUGUUACUUAUAUCUCGGAUGAUAUCGGUUUGCAUCGCGUUCAUAACCCGAGUAGUGAUCAAGUUGCUGUCUCUCUUCAUUUAUAUACCCCGCCUAAUGCUGCCGACUAUGGUUAUAAUAUUUAUAACGAAGUGACAGGCAAAGCCAGCUUUGUGCAACAGGCUCAAGCCGUUCAGAAAGAAUGA